AGGACCAUUGGAGAGGACCGCGGGGAGGACCACCAGAAAGGACCGCAUAGAGGACCGCCAGAGAGGACCACAGAGAGGAUCGCCGGAGAGGGCCGCGGAGAUGACCACCGGAAAGGACCGUCGAAGAGAAGCGAGGGAAGAACCACGGAGAGGACCACCAGUGAGGACCGCGGAGAGGGCCGCGGAGAGGACCACUAGAGAGGGGACUUCCGGAAAGGAUCGUGAAGAGGACUGCCAGAGAGGACUGCGGAGAGGGGCCUGCCACUUCUGUCCGUGGUUCGGCGGAGGAAGUCGGAGCUCGCCGGAUCUCAUCGAAGAUGAAGGCCUGUUUGUUGUUGAUGAGGCUCGCCGGAGUAGACAAUUGCUAGUGAAUGGAGGGAUGUCAUUCCUCCCGGGAAUGUUUCCAUUCGCUCUCCCAGGCGCCGGAACAUUACUGCUACAGGCCCCGAUGGCAGUGUCUCCCUUCCAGACACCGGUGCCCCAACCAUCGCCUUUUCUUCCACAGGUGGUCAACACCAUGGCCCCUGUCAAUCUGAACAGUGCACUGAAUGUGGCCGGGCCAUCACGCCCUCCCCAAAGUGGACGCCACCCGCAGAGCAUCCCUGAGGGUCAUUGCAUCUCAAUUGAGAAUGAUGACGGAGAGUGUGACAUCCCUAGAGCCCACAAGAAGAAGAAGGGCAAGAACCUAAGGCGGGAAACCUCUCGAGACUCUGCCUUUGACAAACUAGGAGAGAGGGAGGAAUGCCAGCGUAAAUCUGCAAAGCUGAGGAAAAGGAAGAAGUUCACCUAUCUGAGCACAACCUGGAAUGGGGAAUCUGAGAACCUUACUAAAUUCCUAACCCAGUGGAAGGAUGAGGUGGACAAAGUCGAGGAGAUGGAUGACAAGACGGUCUUGUCGCUCUUGUUGAACGACCUGCGUGCCGGACAACAAUACAAGGAGUUCUGCCGGAGGCCCCCAACGACUUAUCAAGAGGCUUAUCACGCGACUUAGGUAUUCGUUGAGGUUUAAAACCAAGACCAGGCAAAGAACGAAGCGGAACGCGGCCACAAGCCCAAGCUGGUGCAGGUUAAGAAGGAAGACGCUCCUGGGCCUAGCAAGCCCAGACACCAUUAUGACCUGGUCAUACAUGUGGUUAAGGCGGAGGAGUGUCUCGAAGUGAGGAAGGCAUCGGUCAAUCCUGGAGGGAACCCGGUGUAGGGUUCUACGCUUGGAUAGGGCAGCGGAAAAAAAAAAUUUUGGUGUCCAAA
This is a messenger RNA of Cuscuta campestris, 1248 nucleotides long. Lineage: Eukaryota; Viridiplantae; Streptophyta; Magnoliopsida; Solanales; Convolvulaceae. The record is from the annotation of a GenBank genome assembly.